Molecule: messenger RNA, 726 nt
Organism: Cephus cinctus (wheat stem sawfly)
Lineage: Eukaryota; Metazoa; Arthropoda; Insecta; Hymenoptera; Cephidae
Product: tetratricopeptide repeat protein 36
Exons: 3
Coding region: 21-575 (184 amino acids)
Biological process (GO): cilium assembly
Molecular function (GO): protein binding
Source: RefSeq, a predicted model, not a curated record
ACGAAAUCACGUCAGUACGAAUGAUGAAACGACUGAGCGAGCACGACAGGGCUAUCCUGAGGACGAUCUUCGAUCCGCUCCUGCCGUUGGGUGAACCGGUAGCCUCUUCCACGGAUAAGGAUAUCCUGGAAGAUCACAUUGAAAAUUAUACCAAUCCGAACCCCGAGGUAGCUGCCAUUAUAAAGCUCGGGAUAGCAGCUGCCGAGGAUAAACGUUUCGAAGAAGCUCUUCGUUACUUUGACGAAGCUCUUAAACAGGAUCCUAAUUCGCCUUAUGUUCUGAACGACAGGGCUCAGGCGCUACGUCUGGCUGGUCGCGACGAAGAAGCCAUGAACGACCUCAACUUGGCCGUGGAAUUGAGCGGUGGAAAAGGAAAGGCUGGGAUCCGUGCGCUUUGCCAGCGCGCUGCGCUUCAUAGGAGUUUUGGGAAGAUUGAAGAGGCACGUCAAGACUUUUCUAUGGCUGCUAACGGCGGAUCGUCCUUCGCACGUAGCCAAAUGGUCGCCAUGAAUCCUUACGCUGCUAUGUGCAAUGAUAUGCUGCGUCAGAUCACUUCGAAACCCCGUCAAUCUUAAAUAUUAUAUGUAUGAUUAUCUUCAUGUGUAUGGAUAUUUGACUUUUGAUAUUUUAUUUUUAUAUCAAUAAUCAUUCACUAUGUCUACGACAAUAAUAAUUAUCAUUCGAACGAUCCACAUAAAAAUAUAAAUUAUAAUCUUUUGUAUUAAA